This is a messenger RNA of Cottoperca gobio, 1845 nucleotides long. It is a transcript of the gene pepd, whose product is annotated as peptidase D. Gene Ontology annotation, molecular function: manganese ion binding; metalloaminopeptidase activity. The transcript has 15 exons. NCBI's taxonomy places the organism in Eukaryota, Metazoa, Chordata, Actinopteri, Perciformes, Bovichtidae. The coding region runs from base 83 to 1582 and encodes 499 amino acids. The record is from RefSeq and is a predicted model, not a curated record.
UUCCUGAAUCCCUGAACGCAGCACAAUGUCAGCUGUUGAGCGCCAGAGCAAAGCUCACGUGACUCCCGUCAGCACGUGACAGAUGGACCAGCACAGCAACAUGGCUGCAGCACAACCCGUCUACUGGCUGGGGAAGGACACCCUGAGGGUGUCGGCCGCUCUGUUCGCAGAGAACCGUCGCCGCCUGUGCUGCGGGCUGAAAGACAAAGAUGGAGUGGAGCCGCGGUCCCUGGUGCUGCUGCAGGGAGGAGAGCAGAAGCAGAGGUUCUGCACGGACACGGACCUCCUUUUCAGACAGGAGUCCUUCUUCCACUGGGCGUUCGGAGUCACCGAGCCCGACUGUUAUGGAUCCAUUGAUGUGGACUCUGGGAAAUCCAUCCUUUUUGUUCCCAAACUGCCCGAGAGCUACGCCACGUGGAUGGGAGAGAUCUUUCCUAAAGAGCACUUCAAGGAGAAGUACGCUGUCGAUGAGGUGCAAUACGUCUGUGAUAUUGUUGACGUCCUGUCCGACCUGAGCGCCGCCGCGCUGCUGACACUGCGAGGUCAGAACACAGACAGUGGGAGCAUCUGCCGUGAAGCCUCCUUUGAAGGAAUCAGUCGCUUCCAAGUGAACAACACUCUCCUGCACCCCGUCAUUGUGGAAUGCCGUCUGACUAAGACUGAUAUGGAGCUGGAGGUGCUGCGCUACACCAACAGGAUUUCCAGCGAAGCCCAUAAAAUGAUCAUGAAGCACGUGAAGCCUGGACAGAAAGAAUAUGAAAUGGAGAGCCUGUUCCAGCACUACUGCUACGCCAAGGGAGGGAUGCGUCACACCUCGUACACCUGCAUCUGUGGAACGGGCAACAACUCCUCCAUCCUCCACUACGGUCACGCCGGAGCUCCCAAUGAAAAGACGAUUGCGGCGGGAGACAUGUGUCUGUUCGACAUGGGCGGAGAGUAUUACUGCUACUCCUCAGACAUCACCUGCUCCUUCCCCGCCACCGGCAAGUUCACUCCAGACCAGAGGGCCGUCUACGAGGCCGUCCUCAGAUCCUCCCGAGCCGUCAUGGCUGCCAUCAAACCAGGUGUGAAGUGGACCGACAUGCACCGCAUGGCAGACCGGGUUCACCUGGAGGAGCUCGUGAAGAUGGGCAUGCUGAGUGGCAGCGUGGAGGACAUGCUGAAGGUCCACCUGGGCUCCGUCUUCAUGCCCCACGGCCUGGGACACCUGCUGGGCAUCGACGUGCACGAUGUGGGAGGAUACCCCGAGGGGGUGGAGCGUGUGGACGAGCCCGGGCUGAGGAGUCUCCGGAUGGCCCGUCUGGUGCAGGAGAGGAUGGUCCUCACAGUGGAGCCCGGCAUUUACUUCAUCAACCACCUGCUGGACCAGGCGCUGGCCAACCCGGCCCAGAGCUGCUUCAUCAACAACCAAGUGCUGGCUCGCUUCCGCGGCUUUGGAGGGGUUCGUAUUGAAGAUGACAUCGCCGUGACAGCUGACGGCAUCGAGCUGCUGACCUGCGUCCCUCGCACUGUGGAGGACAUCGAGGAGUUCAUGGCCGACUCUGCAAAAACCUUCAGCCCCGUCGUGAGCGCGGAGAAAUAAAGAGCUGCAAGAAUCAUUUCUCACUUCUGCAACAGAUGCACAAUCAAGAUGUUUAUUAAGCAGUGCAAUCAACACGUGAUAAUAACCAACAAUACAGUAUCUUUAUAAAGCUUUCAUAAUAAUCAUACAGUAAAGUGUUCGUUUCUGUGCCUCCUGGAAAAAGAUUUCAUUUUUUAAAAAGCGAUUCUUCUUCUUCUUACAUUUGAAAUUGAUUCACAAAACAUGCUGUGCAAUGAAUUUUAAAUAAACAUUUCAAUUUGCAA